Molecule: messenger RNA, 4829 nt
Organism: Nylanderia fulva
Lineage: Eukaryota; Metazoa; Arthropoda; Insecta; Hymenoptera; Formicidae
Gene: Mer
Product: ezrin/radixin/moesin family protein merlin
Cellular component (GO): cytoskeleton
Molecular function (GO): actin binding
Source: RefSeq, a predicted model, not a curated record
AUCAAGUGCGCGAUCGUGUAUGAAAUUAGCGAGUCACAGGCGGGACGUGAGCACGCGCGAGGAAAAAUGUCAGACGUUUGAACGGGAGCUGUCACGAUUUUAGACAUUCGCGUAAUUUCGCGAUCGAAGGGCGGGAGGGGACACGCGUCAAAAGAGAGAGAGAGAGAGAGAGGGAUAGAGAAAAAGAGCGAGAGAAAGAGAGAGAUAUGUAAGAGGUUAUUCGAUUCACUCGUCCAAUUUGUCGCGUUUCCUGACGACGAAAUCGCGAGAAAAAUGUCGCCGUUUCGCCGAAAUGUUGUACGAAAUCAACGCCAGCUCUGAUCUUUCGCGACGAGCGAUCGGCAACACGUCCUUCGCGAUGCCGUUUCGCAGGAAGAAGUCGGGAAGGUCCUUCCCCGUCAAGGUCUGCACCCUGGACGCGGAGCUCGAGUUCAACUUGGAAUGGAGGUCGACAGGCAGAGAUUUAUUCGACCUGGUGUGCCGCACAAUAGGAUUGAGAGAGACAUGGUACUUUGGACUCCAGUACGAAGACUCGAAGGGUUUCAUCUCCUGGCUAAAACUAGACAAGAAAGUACAGGAUCAGGGCAUCUCCCAGCAGCCAACGACACCGUUCAUGUUUCUGGCAAAAUUUUAUCCUGAGGAUGUGGCCGAAGAGCUUGUGCAAGAGGUCACUCAACAUUUUUUCUUACAAGUGAAACAGGCUAUUUUAUCGAUGGACAUUUAUUGCCCGCCUGAGGCUUCUGUGUUACUUGCUUCCUAUGCUGUCCAAGCAAAGUAUGGUGAUUACGAUGAAGUUUCAUAUCGCCCUGGAAUGCUUGCCAGCGAAGAUUUGCUUCCUCAGAGAGUUAUAGAUCAAUACCAAAUGACUCCAGAAAUGUGGGAGGACAGGAUAAAGAUUUGGUACGCCGAUCAUCGUGGCAUGUCUCGGGAUGAAGCCGAAAUGGAAUAUCUUAAGAUUACUCAGGAUCUCGAUAUGUAUGGUGUAAACUAUUUUCCUAUUAGUAAUAAGAAGGAAACAGAUCUUUGGCUUGGAGUAACAGCAUUGGGAUUGAACAUCUACGAAAAGGAAAACAAACUAGCGCCGAAGACUACGUUUCAAUGGUCGGAAAUCCGUCACAUCAGUUUCGACGACAAGAAGUUUGUUAUCAAAACUGUGGAGAAAACGUCACCAAACUUCGUGUUCUUCUCGCAGAAAGUUCGCAUGAACAAAUUGAUCCUGGACCUGUGUAUUGGCAACCACGAUCUGUAUAUGAGGAGGCGCAAACCAGACUCCAUGGAGGUUCAACAGAUGAAAGCGCAGGCCAAGGAAGAAAAAUCCAGGAGGCAAAUUGAGAGAAACAAAUUAGCACGAGAAAAACAAUUAAGAGAAACGGCAGAAAGGGAAAAGAUUGCAAUGGAGCAUCGACUCUUACAAUAUCAAGAGGAAAUACGACUUGCAAAUGAAGCUCUUAGAAGAUCCGAAGAGACUGCAGAUCUUUUAGCUGAGAAAAGUCGCGUAGCCGAAGAAGAAGCGAUGCUUUUAGGUCAGAAAGCAUCGGAAGCCGAACAAGAGAUUACGCGCAUACGGCUGAACAAUAUGAAGACUGAAGAAGAAAAGGUUCACUUGGAACGGAAGACUAGAGAGGCUGAAUUAUUAACGGAAAGACUGGUCCAGGAGUCAGAGCGCAGAGCUGCUGAAGCGGAAAGGUUAAAGGACGAGCUAUUACGCGCAAGAGUAGCCGAGAAAGAAGCUAAAGAAAAGCUAUUAGAGUUUCUCAGCAGAAACGCCUACAUACCCAAUACCAUAACUCCUGUGCCAAAUCUAUUUCCCUCGACGCAAGUGCUUCCAUCAGAUCUGCAAGCGGAUCUUCAAACUCUGCAGCUGGACGCAGAACCUUUGCCACCUGAUUUAACAUCUUACGAUCUUAUUGGUGACGGAGAUGUCGACCAACUUUCAUUAGAGAUUGAAAAGGAACGGAGCGAUUAUUGGGAGAAAAGUAAAAACUUGCAGGAACAACUGCGGGAGUUACGUUCCGAAAUUGAAGUUCUGAAAGUCGGUGAAAAGCAGUGCGAAUUAGAUCAACUCCACGAGGAGCAGGUGCGACUCGGUGAGAACAAGUACAGCACGCUGAAAAAGGUGAAGUCGGGAUCUACUAAAGCUAGAGUCGCCUUCUUUGAAGAAUUGUAGUUGUUGAAAAGCGGAUGUUGAUAGAUAUGUGGUGCUAGGAAUUGAAUUUUAAAAAUAAGACUAUAAAAUACGUACAUAUGUAAUACUCAAGAUAUGAUAUAUCACAGAGUGUUCCAUCACCAUUUUGCAUCGGAUUAUACUGCCAGAUUUCUCAACGAAUUUAGAAUUGUUAAUUUUUACAAGUAAAAACUUGAAGAAAAUUUUAUUAAUAUAAAAAUUAAUUAUGAAAUUGUAUGUUACAAAUAUAACAUUCCAUUACAACCACAUUAACGAAAAAAAUAUUGGGCGCGAGUGAUAGAAAUCUAACUCAAUUUUUAAUGUGUUGAUCACUAAGUCAUUUUAGAUCUUAUACAUUAAUUCUUGAUUCCUUCACUCAAAAAGAUACUGCGCCUCUAUUUCGAUUUUUUUAAGUGUUACAAUGACAAAAUUUAUUUUAAAUUAUUUUGGUUUAGUAUAACAAUGGAACGCUCUGUAUAUGCAGGAUAUGUACAUUUUAUACUAUUAUGACACAAUUUGUUAGAUAAAUUUGCAUGCAUAUAAAUAUUCAGUUGAUUUGCAUAUGAAUGUAUAUUUGCAUGUUUACGAACAAAUCAAAAUAAAUUUGCUAUUUUCGUAUAUUUCCCACAUUAAAACAGAUUUAUAUAUACACAUAUUUAUUUUACUGUGUAUUAUAAAUUCCAAUAGACAUGUUAUGAUAUCCAUGUACCUAUAUAUACAUGUAUUGUGCCCUUUUAUUAACAAAUUAAUUGCCACAUCAAUCAUAAGUGCCUAAACGCACAAAUUUAUGCUUCAUUGUAUAACUGAAAAAUUAAUCUAUCUUUGACAUCUCAUCUCUUGACAAUCAAUAUAUUUUUUUACAUGUAUUGUUAUUGUUGUACAUUUUUCAUUCAACUUACUGUGUGAAAAAAUAUCAGGUAACUAUAUUUAAAUCUUUGAAGAUUUAACAUGUUAAAUAUGCAUAUAACUCUUAUGUUUGUUGAGAGACACACAAUAAUAUAAAGUAUCAGAAAUUAUUAUAUAUAUUUGAUCAUAGCUUAUGUGCUUUCAAAUGAUAAGUUUGUCUAUAGGAAUUAAGCCAUUAAAAUGCUUAACAAAAACUGGCAUAAUUAUAUGCUUGCAUAUUUAACUUAUAAAACCAAUAUAAACAUGAUUAGAUAUAUUUAUCAUCUGUUUUAAACACUUAUAUAAUUAUUUUUUAUACAGGCUGUACAUCGAAUAUACAAUGUUUCAUAUAUAACUAUAAACAUAAUGAAUAUACAUAACACAGAUAAAACACUUCUAUGUAUACAUAUGUAAGAAAUUCCUUUGUGGAAUUGUUUCUUUUUUUCACUUUGUCCAAGUCAAACCCACAUAUUAUCUGUGAUUCAUAUAUACAUUGUUAAAUAUGUAACUUAAGCAUUGACAUACUCUAUUUUCGAGAUAUUUGCGAAUAUCAGGUAGAAGUUAAAAUUUAAAUAAACUUUGACUGCCCGAGUUAAUCGAAUUAUGCAACAUCUUAAAGUUAUCGAGUCGUGUCCAAGUACACAAAUCAAAUUAAUAAUGUGAGCGUUGUAAAUAUUACAUAUACUGCAUACAUUGGAUUUGCAAUCAAACACAAUAUGAAUUAAUAUUGUAUACAGCAUAAGAAAAUAUUGUAUCUGUAAAUAUUAUAAUUUUGGACUUCCUGCUCAGCUAUUAAUCAGUUUUGAAAUUUACAUUUAUUAUUCAAUUUUCCUUAUUUUAAACUUAAAAUUUUAAACUAGGAAAAAUAGUAAUAAAUAAUUGAUACUUUUUAAAACGCUCAGUAUUUUCUAGAUGUGAUUAUUAUAAUAAAUUAAUGCCUGAGUCAUACAAUAUUACAUACUUUUAUCAAUAUACAAUGACAUAACAAUUAUUGAUACCAGUGUAUCUAUCAAGACAUAAAUAUUUCAUUAUAUUUUUGGAUGCAAUAUUUAUAUUAGUAAUUUAAAUAAAUUUUUUAAAUUGAAAUUUAUAUAAAUAUAAAGAGGAAUUGACAUUUCAAUGCACAUAGAAACAAAAUUAUUCAAAGCUAUUAGAAGCUAUUAUAUAUUUUUAAGAAAAAAAUGUGCCUUAUUAUGUUAUAUCUAUCUUAGAUAGCGGUUUCAAUUUUUUAGAUAGUGUAAUACUCUCUGAUUUGUACAUAGUACAUAGUAUACAAUGAUCAUUCUAAGGAUUUUAGCUAUAUUAGGAACUAGAUAAAAGAACACAACGCACAUUAACACAUCUAAAUUAUGUAUAAAAAAUGUUUGGAAUGUUUAUAUUCAUUACUCUCCGACUCGUAUAUUUUAUUGUGUCGUUAUUUUGUUGUAACUCUGCAAUAAUGAUCUAACUAAAGAUCUACUUUAUCUUAUAUUUAAGCUAUUACUUUAUCUUAUAUUUAAACUUGUAAAAAUUAUAUUAUAAGUAUAUAUAUUAGUAAUCAAUUAGAAGUACCUUGCCAUUUAAUAUGCUGCAAAAUGUCAUAGAAAAAUAAAACCUGUUAUUUUGAGAAAAAAAUUAACUUCUCUUCCUACUAAUAUAUAUAUACAAUAAUUCAAUAUAUCACGCGUGCAAAUAAUUUUCGGAAACGAUAUGUUAUAUGAUUAUGGCCGAUCGGCGGUUUAUUUUCCGACACUUUUCAUCUUUGAAUAUAUAUAUAUAUAAUACAUUAUAUUAUAACAAA